Molecule: messenger RNA, 1500 nt
Organism: Clupea harengus (Atlantic herring)
Lineage: Eukaryota; Metazoa; Chordata; Actinopteri; Clupeiformes; Clupeidae
Gene: scin
Product: scinderin
Exons: 10
Coding region: 67-1113 (348 amino acids)
Biological process (GO): barbed-end actin filament capping; actin polymerization or depolymerization; cell projection assembly
Cellular component (GO): actin cytoskeleton; cytoplasm
Molecular function (GO): phosphatidylinositol-4,5-bisphosphate binding; actin filament binding
Source: RefSeq, a predicted model, not a curated record
GAGCGCAUCGCCCGCAUACAGCAGCAGGUGCCCUUCGACGCCGCCAAACUACACCAGUCCCAGCAGAUGGCAGCGCAGUACAACAUGGUGGACGACGGGACAGGAGAGACCCAGAUCUGGAGAGUUGAGAGCAGUGGCCGAGUGGCGAUCGACCCGAAGGAGUACGGCCACUUCUACGGCGGCGACUGUUACAUAAUCCUGUACACUUACAAGAGGGGACAGAUCAUCUACACCUGGCAGGGCUCCAGCAGUACUCGUGAUGAGCUCACAGCUUCAGCCUUCCUCACUGUGAAUCUGGACCGGUCACUAGGAGACAGUGCUGUGCAGGUGAGGGUGACUCAGGGGAAGGAGCCUACCCACCUGUUGAGUCUCUUUAAGGCCCGCCCCCUGGUGGUCUAUCGCAACGGGACGUCCCGUCACGGAGGGCAGAGCGCCCCGCCCCCCACACGCCUCUUCCAGGUGCGCCGCAACCUGGCCAGCGUCACGCGCAUCGCUGAGGUGGAGGCGGCGGCGGGGAGCCUGAACUCGAACGAUGCGUACCUGCUGAGGAUGGAGGGGGGGCGGGGGGUGGUGUGGGUGGGGCGGGGGGCCAGCCCGGAGGAGGAGGCCGGAGCGCAGUACAUCAGCCAGGUGCUCCAGUGCUCCGACAUCACACGCUUCAAAGAAGGACAGGAGACAGGUGAGUUCUGGGCAGCUCUAGGGGGAAAGAUGGAGUAUCAGACCUCUGAGCGUCUGGAGAGUCAGACCAACUGCCACACGCCCCGCCUCUUUGCCUGCUCCAAUAAGACUGGCAGGUUUGUGAUUGAGGAAGUGCCGGGGGAGUGGUCUCAGGAUGACCUCGCUGAGGAUGACGUCAUGCUUCUGGACGUCUGGGAUCAGGUGUUUAUAUGGAUUGGGAAAGAUGCUAAUGAGGUGGAGAGGACCGAAUCACUGAAAUCAGCGAAGGCCUACAUUGAGACGGACCCGUCGGGUCGGGACAGAGGCACGCCAGUGGUUCUGGUCAAGCAGGCCCACGAGCCGCCCACCUUCACCGGCUGGUUCCUGGCGUGGGACGCGGCGCGCUGGGACGGCGAUCACGUGGCACGGCGUCUGAAGUCCCUCAACGUCCAGUAGAGUGGCGCCGGGGCGGCACGAGUCACGGGCACACGGGCACACGGGCACACGGGCACACGGGCACACGGGCACACGGGCACACGGGCACACGGGCACACGGGCACACGGCCAGGACAGGAGCUUCUUUAAAGUUUCAACAGUUUUUAUUUGUAUUGAUUAAGCUCCUGAAUGAUAAUAAUUUAUUUUAUUUGUAAUGCACUCUUCAUUCAAAAGAAUCUCAGACUAUAACUAUAAUAAUACAAUAAAAUAAAAAAGAAUUAACAUAAGCAUAAUAGAAAACUUUUUAACAUUUUAACAUACGAUUUAACACAAGGCCAGAAAUGCCUUCCUGAAUAAAAAUGUUUUUAGUCCAGCUUUAAAGAUGAUCAAUAAAGAGGCUCAGACCUG